UAUUUGAAUAAUAUAAUAAUUUAAUAUUGGAUGUAUGAACUGUGAGGAGAAAAAAUGGCACCUUGUUGUACCCGAUUAAUACAUAUAAUAUCAAAGUUUAACAAACAUUACACCCAUAAUUCAUGCCAAAAAGGGUGGAUAUGAGAAUUGCUUAUGAAAGUUUUUACAGUUAAACUGCUUUCACUCAAAAUGACCUCUCAGCUGAGCUCUCCUCCAUGACAUCAUAAUUAGAAUGAAUAGAACUCUGAACUGCUGUUCUAAACUGCUGUUCUGACUCUUGACUGCUGUUGGUGUGUUUAGGAGUGAACUGAUUCAGAGCUACUUUCGUGUCUUUCAGCGUUUUUUGACGACAACUUUUGAAUUCAGUUACAGCAUUCACUGUUCAAAAUGUCACUGUUUACCAGUGUAUUUCGGCAGCUGUCUGCAUGUUUUACACCGUCAUGGGGCAGAAGGCUGAGCCCUCAAAGAGCAGAGAUGAGUGCAGAGGUAGGAGAAAGUAAGGUCAUGUCCACAAAGAAACACCGCAAGGUGAAGUCCUAUCAUGGACAGAGACCGGAGAAUGAGGGAGAGGGUCUGAAAGACCAGGCUGAAGAAGAAAAAGAAGCUCCCAGCCUUGAAAACCUACAGAUCACAGAGAAAGAAGGAGGAGAACCUGGAGCAAAGAAAAGAAAGAGGAGAAAGCUGAAAAGCAAAAAGACUCCUCCUCUUCCCAUAGAGGUCAAACCUCUGCCAGCUUCAGCCUGUUUCUCCUCUUUACCUCCAGUUGGAGAUCAAGCUGAACAUUCAGAUGUCCUCGCUCUCCCAGCUGCUUGCCUCAAACCUCUGCUGAAAAACAAAGAGUCACUUCCUCAUCUUGUUGAGGUCAAACCUCUGCCAGCUUCAGCCUGUUUCUCCUCCUUAACACCUUUUGGAGGUCUACCUGAACAUCCAGAAGUUCUCGUUCUCCCAGCCUCUCACCUCAAAGCCCUGCCGCCUCUCUCAAAUCCAGCAUCCCAUCCUCAAACGCCUGUUGAGGAAACUGAACACGUGCUGCCAAGCUCAGUCAUUCCAGUGGCUCCAUGUGUCUCUCCAGAACCAGUCCUCCUUCCCCUCCAGAGCUCUUCUGUGGUGGCUUCUCUGUGCUCGAUUCCUCUAAUCUCUGCAUUUGAUGAGGUUGUGUCUCUUGAAAAGCCUCAAGCAUCUGAGUUUUCUCCCUCUUCAGGCCUCAUGCUCUUUGACUUUGAGGAUGAGGAGCUUGAGUUCAUGGAGUACACAGAGGAAAACAUAGAAGCUUUCUAUGAGUCUGAAAUGAAGCCGAGGCGGAUGGCGGCUUGGUUGGAGCAGGAGGAAGUGACGGAGGUCCAGAAAGAUGGAGGAAAGGGAGCCUCGCAGGUCAUACAAAACCCGCUAAAUGAGGUGUCUCGUGAAAAGGCGUUUGAGCAGCUCCUGAUUCAGGCGUUCUGCACCGGACCUCCUGCGUACACUGAAAUCAAGAGGAGGGUGAAGCCAAAGAGGAACAGCCCGCUGGUACUGUUCAGCUUGAUGGAUGAGAAGGUGAAGAAAAAGCAGGAAAAGAAAGUGCGGAAGGAGGAGGAGCGAAAUCAAAGGGAUCUCCUGCUGAAGCGCUACAGAAAUGAUCCCAAACUCAAACACUUGUGGAUCAAUAAGCACAAUCCCAACUGCAGCUGGCUCUGAAGCAGAUCACCGUCCCUCCCUGACAUUCCCUCUACUCCUUUACCCUACUGCACAUUCCUGCCUGUAAAUAAAAAUAUGUGCAAAGCAAAGCUGAAGGUUUCAUGACUCUUUAUUAUUAUUGCAAGUUUUAUUUCUAAUGCACUGGAAAAAAUAUAUUUCAACAUAUAAUAUUCAUUCAUUCAUUUUCUUUUUCGGCUUAGUCCCUUUAUUAAUCAGGGGUCGCCACAGUGGAAUGAACCGCCAACUUAUCCAGCAUAUGUUUUCCACAGCGGAUGUCUUUCCAGCUGCAACCCAUCACUGGUAAACACCCAUACACUCUCACACACAUACACUGAGGACAAUUUAGCUUACCUAAUUACCCUAUAGCACGUCUUUGGACUUAUGGGGGAAACCGGAGCACCUGGAGGAAACCCACGCCAACACGGGGAGAACAUGCAAA
This is a messenger RNA of Danio aesculapii, 2113 nucleotides long. RefSeq lists its product as uncharacterized. NCBI's taxonomy places the organism in Eukaryota, Metazoa, Chordata, Actinopteri, Cypriniformes, Danionidae. The record is from RefSeq and is a predicted model, not a curated record. Bases 388 to 1674 code for a protein of 428 amino acids. The transcript has 2 exons.